This is a messenger RNA of Agrilus planipennis (emerald ash borer), 1238 nucleotides long. RefSeq names its product ankyrin repeat domain-containing protein 16-like. NCBI's taxonomy places the organism in Eukaryota, Metazoa, Arthropoda, Insecta, Coleoptera, Buprestidae. The transcript has a single exon. The coding region runs from base 234 to 1211 and encodes 325 amino acids. The record is from RefSeq and is a predicted model, not a curated record. Gene Ontology annotation, molecular function: protein binding.
CAAAGACUUUUCCUUAUUUAUAUGAAUUUUCGGAUAAAACGUACUUCCCCCGUCGUUCGCCUCUAUUUAGGUGAUAUAUGUACCGGCUAUUUAGAAUUUAUACACAACAGGCAUGCGCGCAUUGUACAAUCUAACCUUUAUAAACAAAAUUUUGAACAAUAAUAUUUUGUUCCAACGAUAAGAGUAUUCUAAUUUAAUACUAAUAAGAGUAUUCUAAUUUAAUACGUUUAACAAUGAAAACAAACGCUUCAAAAGAACAAAAAACAAAAAUCUUACGCGAAAUACACUCAGGAUCGUUAGAAACCCUUACUUAUAUGAAAGAAACAUCCCCAAAUGUUCAUUGGUCAGAAAUUCGCUAUGAAAAAACUGGGGACACCAUACUACACGUAGCAGCACGUUUAGGUUUGGUGGAAAUCGUUAAAACCUUAUUAAAAGACUAUACUCCAAAAAAGACGGAUUGCAAAAAUAAUGACGAUAAGACUCCAUUACAUGAAGCAGCUCAGUUUUCUAAAUAUUGUGUUUGUGAGGUCUUAUUGGAGAAUAAUGCAAAUAUUAACGCGUUAAAAAGGGCUGAUUGGACUCCUUUAAUGUUGGCCUGUACAAAGGCUGGUUCGGAAGAUAGCUAUAAGACUGUUGAAGUGUUAUUAAGUCGUGGCGCUUUGGUUAACUACGAAAAUAAAGACGGUUGGACUGCCUUGCACCUUAUUAGUCGUGAAGGUGACGAAAGCAUUUUAAAAUGUCUGAUAAAAUAUGGUUUAGAUGUCCAAAAGGUUACUAAAAAUGGUAGGACUGCUUUACACAUAGCGUGCCUCCAUAAUCACUUGAAUAUUGUAAUUACUUUACUUGAUUUGGGCUUGGAUGUUAACUGUAAAGACAAAUGUGGUAAUACACCCUUACAUGAGGCAGUCCUAGGCAAUUCUUUGCCUGUAUUUCAUUACUUAGUGGGCAGAAGUGAUGUGAAUGUGUUAGAACGAAAUAAUUCAGACUUUACUAUCUUACAUUUGGCAGCUAGUGUUGGUAGUGAGGACCUUAUAAAAUAUAUUAUUAAAAGACUAAAUUUUAACGCUAAUAUUACUACAAAAAUUCAGUUAACACCUUUACAUUGCGCUGCAAAAAGCAAAAAAAUUAGGGCUUUUGAACUGUUAGUUGAACUGGGUGCCAAUGAGAGUAUUAGGGAUAAGUUUGAAAGACUUGCUAAAGAAUAUUUAUAGUUCAGGUGAUACAUUUCUUAAUUUUUU